AUGGGCAAACGACUUCGCCAUGGCGUGAAGAUUCUCGCGAUACUUAUAUUUGGCAUAUUGGUAAUCAAUCUACUACUCUUGAUGGGUUUCGAAGAUGGUGAUAUUCCAAACAACUUCGAAUAUUAUCAGAAAAUGGCAUCUGACUCGAGGAAGCAUGCCAGGGCAGUGUUCAAAGAAAUUCUACAGGACCAGUCAAAGGUGAUCUCCGAUAACUGGGAAGUACUUAAUUUUACGAAAUUUUCCGACAAUGAUCGAAACCGGCCGAUUGUGUUCAUCGGUGGAGUGCCGAGGAGUGGAACCACGCUAAUGCGCGCAAUGUUAGAUGCUCACCCGGACAUUCGAAUAGGAGAAGAGACCCGAAUUAUUCCGAUGAUUAUACAAAUGCAUCGGCAUAUCCUAUCUUCCGAAAAAGAAGUGAGCCGCCUACAAGAGGCCGGUGUGUCUGAAACCAUCAUGGAAGCAGCGUUGGGGGCGUACAUCAUGGAAAUCACCGUGCGACAUGGAGAAAAAGCUUCGUUAAUAGGCAAUAAGGACCCGCUUGUUCUUCUCUCAAUGGUUCAACUUGCGAAAAUUUUCCCGAACGCAUCUUUCCUCUUCAUGGUACGCGACGGACGAGCUGUUGUACAUUCCAUUAUAACACGGCGAGUGACUGUGACAGGGUUUGAUUUGAACUCAUUCCGUUCCGCUCUGCAGACAUGGAACAGAUACAUCGAGCAUAUGCACAAACAGUGCCUUGAGUUGGGUUUAGGCCGCUGCUUACCCGUGUAUUAUGAACAACUCGUGCUACAUCCGAAAAUAUGGAUGAAAAAAAUUCUGAAAUUUCUAAAAGUACCUUGGGACGACAGCGUUUUGAAACACCACGAAACUGUUGGUAAACCAGGAGGAAUUUCUCUGUCAAGGCUGGAGUUCUCAACAGACCAAGUUGUGCGACCAAUUAACGUCGCCGCCCUGUCCUCGUGGGUGGGGCAUGUACCAGAAGAAGUGCUAAAGAACAUGCCGCAAUUUGCGCCGAUGUUGGCCAACUUGGGCUACGAUCCUAUGGCGAUACCGCCGAACUACGGAAUACCCGACGAGCUAGUCAGAAACAAUACCCAGUACUUGAAAGCGAGCAAUAUCUUUCCAGAUAACAGCAUUCCAAAGGAUACCAUAGAGCGAGUACGAAAAAACGAGGAAGCCCUACGUUUGGCAAAAGAGUAUCAGAAAUCAAGAAUUUAAUUCAGAAAGAGUGAGAAUGAUUACAUGCCGAAACCCAUUGUAAUACAGAAAACUUCAAACAAACAUUUUUUUUUGUAAAGAUUAACUUUAUUAGAAGUUAUGUGGGUAAACCUGGAUAUGUUUAGUAUGUUAAAAAAAUGUUUUGAAAAAGGGCAUCUUAUUGUGAAACAAACUAUUUUUUUGCACUAAACAUAGCGUUUGUGUUACUCACUAUUUAUUCGAGCAAAUCAUGUGCACGUUAUUAUUUUACGAUAAAUCAUAUUUUUUUCUGAAUAAUAUAUAACACAAUUAUGUAUACACUAUGCCUAUUCAGCAAUGAAAAC
Saccoglossus kowalevskii is the source of this 1538-nucleotide messenger RNA. Its product is annotated as protein-tyrosine sulfotransferase 1. Gene Ontology annotation, cellular component: Golgi apparatus. Lineage: Eukaryota; Metazoa; Hemichordata; Enteropneusta; Harrimaniidae. Gene Ontology annotation, molecular function: protein-tyrosine sulfotransferase activity. The record is from RefSeq and is a predicted model, not a curated record. Gene Ontology annotation, biological process: peptidyl-tyrosine sulfation.